GUCACGAACCAAAUUAUCGCACACACUAGUAGACAGCAAACGUUGCGAUCAAAUGCUUUCGGGCUACAGUGGAAAACGCACAUUCUCGGUCUUGGCCGGUCCAUCGAGAGGAGAUCGUCCGAAAACGAGUUAUUAACUUCAGUGUCAACAGUAUUUUCGUCCGUGAAAUGCCUCUGAAUGUGCGUUACCAGCGACAGUGAAAAUUAUAAUGUGCAUUUCGGGUCCUAUGGAUGAUAAAUCAAUCUGACAGUGCUCGCUCGUCUCGGGGCAAAAUAGUUAACAUGUAACGUCAAAUACAUUUCAUCGACGGUACGCUAUUAUUGUAAUAAAAAAAAAAGUUAAAUCGAAAUCGCGUUCGUUCGACGCGUUUCUUUUCAAUACCACCGCGAAAACACACACACACAAAUGUACAACAAUAACAUUUACGGGAAGCUCGAGAUGAACGAGUUCAAGUAUUCAAAGACUGCUGCAUUGUUCGAUAAGCUCGUUCAUGUGAUCAGAAUAUUUGGAGUAUUCACUGCAAUAGUUAUGUUUGGCGUGGGCGUUGACAUUGCAAUUCAUCAGUAUGAGGCCGGAUUCUAUAUUAUGUUGCUAUCAAUGUUAGUAUUUUUUUUAGAAAUCACAUGGGCCAUCACUUUGUUUCUCAACGUUUGCCUUAAAGACGAAUUUAAUCCAAUAUUUGCACUGUGGGAAAUAAUUCUUUGGGUCCGAUUAUGGAAAAAAACGUUGCUGUACUCUCUAUUCUCAGUUGUAUUCUUUCUUUGGCCUUACGGACUAUGGUUAUCUUAUGUGGCAGGAGCUCUACUAAUAUGUCUAGCAAUGCUGUAUUUGGUCAUGACUUUUAAGGACAGCGCUCAUAAACGAUCUGACUUUAUAAUUCUAUCAAGAGGCGAAGCGUCCACAUCCUACGACCAAUAUGAUGACAUAACAGAUUUGCUUGGUGAUACAAUUCAUGUAUCUCUAUCGGCCGACAAUUUAUCGGAAUUAGAUCAAAAUGAAAUUUUAGAACUCUAAAUUUUUUUAUUGUUAGUGUAUAUAUUUUAUUUGAAUAAUUCUGUAAAUACUUUCUAUUUAUAGUUAAAAUAUUUGUUUAUUAAUCAUUGUUAAAACCAAAAAUUAUCUUGUUAAACAUUGCUUAUUUGUUUAAAAUACAAUACAAUGUAAAUGUGAUAUAAUUAAAAUAAAUUGAUUAAUUCUUUUAA
This is a messenger RNA of Daktulosphaira vitifoliae (grape phylloxera), 1202 nucleotides long. RefSeq lists its product as uncharacterized. The record is from RefSeq and is a predicted model, not a curated record. The coding region runs from base 406 to 1014 and encodes 202 amino acids. The transcript is spliced from 6 exons. Lineage: Eukaryota; Metazoa; Arthropoda; Insecta; Hemiptera; Phylloxeridae.